This is a messenger RNA of Paramuricea clavata, 241 nucleotides long. The record is from the annotation of a GenBank genome assembly. Lineage: Eukaryota; Metazoa; Cnidaria; Anthozoa; Malacalcyonacea; Plexauridae.
AUGGCCAAAGACCCUCCUGUUUACAAAAAAUUGAGAAAUAAAGUUAACAGGCUAAAUAACAGUCUUAGGAGUUCCUUUUUUGCAAAUAAGGUAAAAAACUGUGACAAUGUAGCUUCCUGGUGGAAAUCCAUCAAACAACUUGGAGGACUUCCUAAGAAAUUACCAGUAUCCAAUGUUUUUGUAUCGGGCAAAGAAUUCCAUUCAACCGAAUUAGCAACAAAAAUUAAUGAAAGCUUCCUGU